UAGCGCGCAUUGGGUUGGAGUUUCCAGCCAUGAGAGAUCCCCCACCCACCCCCCCUUAAAGUACUACUACUACUACUACUACGGCUCGCCUCCCGUCUUCCUUCCAAUUCUUGUCAUCGUCCAUCGUUCUCAAAGUCAACUCUUCACCCCCCAUCCACGGGCUCGCUACUUCUUCGUCGACAUCAGGUUUCGCGACUGAACGUCGGCGUUGCCACUCGCCCCCCACCCACGACACGCACCACGAUCACCCCGCGAGUCAGUCAGUCACAGCCGACCACCGCACACAGCCUCGAAGCGAAUAAGUGCAAAGGCGAAGAAAUAAACCUUUUUUCCUGCUCGCAACUUAAUCGUCGCCCCCGUCGAGUUGAAACAACAAACGAAACAAAAUGUCCGCCUCGACCGCAAACCACGCCCGCAAACUCCGAAAGGCCGCGCGAGUGAUCCUCGUUGGGCCUCCUGGCGCCGGAAAGGGAACCCAGAGUGGAAGGCUCCUCGAACACUUCCGGUUGUCUGCUAUUUCGUCGGGCGAUAUCUUGCGCGAGAAUAUUCGCAACCGGACUCCUCUCGGCAUGCAAGCGGAGAGCGUGAUGCGCGGCGGCGGGCUGAUCAACGACGCGGUGAUGGUCAAGCUGAUCGUGGGCGAGCUGUCGAAGCGCGGCUGGGUCGAGUCGCGGCCAACCACCACCUCCGGCAUCACCGUGACCGGCGCGCUCGAGAUCAUGGGACACACAUCGGCGGCGAAGACGGCACGGUUGGCGGCUAGCAACUGUCCUAGCUCGAGCUUCCUCCUAGAUGGGUUCCCGCGCACCGUUACCCAGGCUGAGAGUCUGGAUAAGGAGGUCGAUAUGAACUUUGUCGUCAACCUGAAUGUCCCCCGAGACGUCAUCCUCGACCGUAUCGCCAACAGAAUGGUCCACGAGCCUUCCGGCCGUGUGUACAACAACACCUGGAACCCUCCACAGGUGCCGGGCUACGACGACGUGACUGGCGAGAAGCUCACGAAGCGGGCCGACGACUGCCCAGAAACAUUCGCGAAGCGCCUAAAGUCGUACGACAAGAGCACCGCGCCGCUGCUGGAGUACUACGACAAGACCGGCCUGCUGUGGACAGUCUCGGGCAAGUCUAGCGACGAGAUCACGCCACAGCUCGACGCCGAGAUCUUCCGACGUUUCGGAUAGUAGCUUGAGCCUACUGUAGCUACUAUAGACGCCGAUGAAUGUACAAUGUUUCCGUAGUUCCCUUGUUAAUGGUUUCUCUCCCGGACCGGAUCGGACUUGGGUGGGCUGGGCUGGGCUGGGUUGGCUGGGCUGGG
Tricharina praecox is the source of this 1312-nucleotide messenger RNA. Its product is annotated as P-loop containing nucleoside triphosphate hydrolase protein. Bases 387 to 1178 code for a protein of 263 amino acids. Gene Ontology annotation, biological process: nucleobase-containing compound metabolic process. NCBI's taxonomy places the organism in Eukaryota, Fungi, Ascomycota, Pezizomycetes, Pezizales, Pyronemataceae. Gene Ontology annotation, molecular function: ATP binding; AMP kinase activity. Gene Ontology annotation, cellular component: mitochondrion; cytoplasm. The record is from RefSeq and is a predicted model, not a curated record. The transcript has 4 exons.